UUGGAGGUAGAAUUUGAGAGAGUUUGAGAGUGUGUUUGAGUGUGUGUGUGGCGUUGCGAGUUUUUGUAGGGUUAAGGAGCUCGAUUGUGGCCCUGGGCACCAUGGCUGGCGUUGCACUGGGAAUACGGGUCGGGGUUGCGACCCCUGCUACUUCUUCGUCUGCGUCCUCCUCUUUCUCCCUGCGUCGGGUUUCUUCUUCUUCUUGCGUUUUGGUGCCAUCUCUCCGGAGAGCUGUUGCUUCCCGGGAUUGCGUCAAUGGUGGCUUUGUGACACUGCUCGAUGCGAGGAAGCAGAAGAUCUUAGUGUCCACGGGGACGGCUGGCCAGGUGCGAGCCCUUGCGCACGAAGCUGGAGCUGUGAUUGAGGAGGAUUCUGGUCGUGGUAAUCGGAUAAUUCACGGCCGUUGCUUCAUUGUUGGGGAUAACAUUGACACGGACCAAAUCAUUCCUGCUGAGUACCUGACCCUGGUGCCUUCGAAGCCCGAUGAGUAUGAGAAGCUUGGGAGCUACGCUAUGAUUGGGCUUCCUCAGGAAUGGGGAAAGUUUGUCGAAGAUGGGAAGAUGAAGACCGAGUACAAGGUCAUCAUUGGUGGCGCCAAUUUCGGCUGUGGAUCUUCUAGGGAGCAUGCACCAGUGGCAUUAGGUGCUGCUGGUUGUCGUGCCGUGGUAGCCGAAUCGUACGCAAGAAUCUUCUUCCGAAAUUCAGUUGCAACAGGAGAGCUGUAUCCUUGUGAAACACAAGAAAAAAUCUGGGAGGAGAACCAUACUGGCGAUUAUGUAACUUUGGACAUGGAGAAAGAUGUGCUGGUGAAUCACACAACUGGGAAGCAAUACAACUUGAAGCCUAUUGGUGAGGCAGGACCAGUCAUUGAUGCCGGUGGGAUAUUUGCUUAUGCGAGAAAAACUGGAAUGAUUGCAUCUCCAGCACAAUAGGCACCCGGUUCUAGUGGUUUCAAGCGUGUCUCACCUUGAGCAUCUACUGCUUGCAGUAACUAUUUUUCGCCCUCAUGUUCCCGUUUUUUAAGCUAAAUUGAAAUAUUUGAUUUGUUUAAUUUGGUGGCUAUUGCCAAGUUUAAACCGAUUAUAUAAAAUCAUUUAGCCCUGAAGUUGUUCAGGAAGUGGCUGUUUACAAGGACCAUAAGUUCUUACAGAAUUUCCCUCAUGGAACAAGGAGCGUGUGACUAUAUUUCAAAUGGUCACUUCUAUUCUCGUC
Molecule: messenger RNA, 1212 nt
Organism: Physcomitrium patens
Lineage: Eukaryota; Viridiplantae; Streptophyta; Bryopsida; Funariales; Funariaceae
Product: 3-isopropylmalate dehydratase small subunit 1
Molecular function (GO): hydro-lyase activity
Source: RefSeq, a predicted model, not a curated record